AUGGCGGGAGAGAUGAUUGAGAACGCCAUAAGAGGUGGCAAAAUUGAGGGGGAAGUGGCCAAAAGAUCGACACCAAGGAGAAAUAACAAUGAGGUGAACAACACAAGUGGCUUCAAGUCGAAGGCAAUCACAGUUGGUCAACCCAAAGUAGCUACGGUUGGGCAACAGGGUUCUCAAAGGCAGGAAUCGGGCACAAGGCACGAGAGGAUGCAAUUCAUACCUAUCUCUGUGACGUAUCGUGAGCUUUAUCAAAGCUUAUAUGAUGCACAUGCUAUUGCUCCUUUCCACUUGAAACCAUUACAGCCUCCAUAUCCUAAAUGGUAUGAUGCAAACGCUAGAUGCGAGUACCACGCCAGAAUAUUGGGGCACUCAAUUGAAAAUUGUACCGGAUUCAAGAAGGCCGUAGAGAGGUUGAUCAAGAUGGGGGUUGUGAAAUUUGAUAGUAUCCCAAAUACUAAAAACCCUUUGCCAAAUCAUGACAAUCAAGGAGUGAAUGCCAUUGGUGAAGCUAGUGAAAGAAGGAUGAAGGAAAAUGUUGCUGAGGUGAAGAUGCCAAUGAAGGUGAUUUGGGAAGAGAUGAUGAAGAGAGGGAUGAUAGACUCUGGGAAAGAAAGAGAAGAAACGGGGAACUACUCUGAGUUCCAUGGAGAAGAGGGUCAUGAGACCCAAAAUUGUGAAGAAUUCAGAGCCUUGGUGCAAGGCUUUAUAGAUAAUAAAGAGCUACAAAAUUUUGAAGGUAACUCUUAUAAAAGAGAAAUAAGUGUGCUAGAAGGUGAACAAAAAGGAACCAACCAGCCAAGGAUCAUUAUCUCCCUGCCAGGGAAUAACGAAGAAGGGACAACAGUAGUGCCCAAGGUCAUUAUCCAUAAGCCUACUCAUUUCCCUUACAAGGAUAGCAAGAGAGUACCAUGGAAUUAUGACUGCAAUGUGACAGUGGCGGAGGAAGAAAAUAUAGCCAGCGCAUCUAAAGAUGUACAAGUGGAAGGUGUCGAGGUUAAGAAGGAGAAAGAGACCGAAGUACCCAUCAAUGAGCCAGUAAAGGAGGAGGAGGCUAAGGAAUUUCUAAAGUUCCUUAAACAGAGCGAGUAUAGCGUGGUCAAGCAGUUGCGUAAGCAACCGACUCGCAUAUCAGUAUUGGCUCUACUUUUAAGUUCAGAGGUGCAUAGGGAAGCAUUGAUGAAUGUGCUUAACGAAAUAUAUGUCACCCAUGACAUAUCCGUUAAUAAGCUGGACCGAUUGGUGAACAACAUUAGCGCGGAUAAUUUCAUCUACUUUAAUGAUGAUGAAAUCCUACCGGGGGGCAGAGGGUCAACUAAGGCAUUGCAUAUUACUACUCGAUGCAAGGGAUACACACUUCCAAGCGUGCUUGUUAAUAAUGGAUCAGCUUUGAAUGUUUUACCAUUAUCUACAUUAAAUAGAUUACCCAUUGACGAUUCUCACAUGAAGACAUGUCAGAAUGUGGUAAGAGCCUUCGACAGUACAGAAAGGAAGGUGAUGGGAAGAAUUGACAUUCCCUUGGAAAUCGGGCCGAUCAUGUAUGAAGUAGAUUUCUUGGUAAUGGAUAUAAAGCCUUCCCACAAUUGCUUAUUAGAGGAGGACAUUAUAGCCGCAGUCACUAGUAAGGCCCCUUAUGUUGAUACAAACGAAGAAUCUAUUGAGUGUUCUUUUCGCUCUUCAGAAUUCAUAAAUGCGACUUUCAUUUCGGAAGGGAUUGAGCUACCGAUGCCAAGGAUGGCAAAACCUACGAGGAUGGCUCUACAAAUGAUGGCAGGAAAGGGAGCCUUACCAGGAAGAGGUUUAGGAAAGUAUCUACAAGGAAGGACUCAGAUCCCAAAGUUGAUUGAGAAGAAAGACCGUUUUGGUUUGGGCUUCAAGCCAGACUAUAAGCAAAGGAGGAAAGACAUCGAGAAGCGCCAAGAAAGGAGAAGGGCGCGUUUAGAUGGAAGAGAAGUGGGGUGGGAAUUAAUGACAUUCCCUCCUAUAUCCAAAACCUUCAUAUCAAGAGGAUUACUUGUAGAAGAGAGUCAUCAGAUUAAUGCUACACACGACGAAGGUUCGGAGCAAAGGAACUUUGAGGGCAUUCACCCUUAUGAAUCGGGAAGCUCUCUAAACAAUUGGACUGUGGAGGAACUUCCUGUCAUCUUUAGGAAUUCUUCAGAGUAA
Gossypium arboreum is the source of this 2163-nucleotide messenger RNA. RefSeq lists its product as uncharacterized. Bases 1 to 2163 code for a protein of 720 amino acids. The transcript has 3 exons. The record is from RefSeq and is a predicted model, not a curated record. NCBI's taxonomy places the organism in Eukaryota, Viridiplantae, Streptophyta, Magnoliopsida, Malvales, Malvaceae. Gene Ontology annotation, molecular function: nucleic acid binding.